AGGGGGCUAGAGGCUGCGUGUUGCAAGUACCAGGAAAUUGCUCGGGUUUGUUUCCUCCGGGAGCCGCGAGAUUUAGCUGUAAAGAAAACAUCGUCAGAAAGGAACCGGUCCAGAUUAAUUCUUUGGUGGUUAUCAAGGUGUUACACUUAGCACACUGGACAAGACAUCCUAUAUCUGAAUAAUUAUGCUCAGGAGCAAAGCAUUCAAUCUGUUAAAAUCAAUUCACUUGAUGGCUGGCCAGCCAAAUUUGGCUUAUAAAGGUAUUCAUCCAGUUACUGCUUCACAUGGACACCGCCCUCACAGAAGUGUGGCAUACAGACAGAGGUACAAGACAGGUGCAGGUAGUGCUGGAGGAAGAACACUAAGUGCUCCUCAGACCAAGGCCAUGUCAGAACAGGAGUUGCCGGGUCUUUUGAUUCUGGAUAUUGGAGGAACUUAUGGUGUGCAAGAAAAUAUUGUAGCACUUUUGAAAAAACACUUUUGCCUUAUCACCAUGAAGGAGUUUCUUGCAAACAAAAAAGAAAUGAGCAAAAAAAUCCAAUCCGUUUUUGUGUCUGAGUGCAGGCCAACUGUUGACCAGGAACUUCUAGAAAGUUUGCCUAAUUUAAAGGUAAUUGGAAACUCUGGGGUUGGAGUGGAUCAUUUAAACUUGAAAAUGAUUUCUAACUUUGGUGUGAAAGUCACCAAUACCCCACAUGCCGUUGCUGACUCUACAGCAGACAUAGGAAUGGCCUUGAUGCUGGCCUCUGCCAGAAGACUAGUUGAAGGCUCCCAGAUAGCAAUUUCUCCACACACAAAGUAUUUUGCUGUUGACUGGCUGGGAGUUGAAGUUUCCAGGGCGACUCUUGGGAUCAUCGGGAUGGGCAGAAUUGGGUAUAAAGUGGCUCAGAGAGCCAGAGCCUUUGACAUGAAGAUCCUGUACCACAACAGGAAGCAGAGAAGAAAGGAGGAGGAACAGGCAGUUGGUGCCCACUACUGUGAGAAGAUGGAAGACUUGCUGCAGCAAUCUGACUUUGUUAUGCUGGUUGUGAACCUGACUCCUGAGACUCACAAAAUGAUUGGGAAAAAGGAGCUGGGGCUGAUGAAACCCACAGCCACUCUUAUAAACAUUGGCCGAGGUGCACUUAUUGAUCAAGAUGCAUUGGUAGAAGCUCUCCAGAAUAACAUCAUUAGGGCUGCUGCUCUGGACGUGACAUACCCUGAGCCUCUGCCAAGAGAUCAUCCUUUGUUAAAAUUAAAUAAUAUCAUUAUAACCCCUCACAUUGGAACUGCAACAGUCCAAGCCGUCCAGAUGAUGGCAGAAGAAGCAAUAGCAAAUAUGCUGGCUGUUCUCAAUGGUCAACCCAUUCCGAGUGAAGUGUUUCCCAAAUGAUGUGGGCCAGAUGACACUGCUAAAUCUCUUACCUAUAAGAAGGCACUAUUUCCUACAGUACCACUUUUAAUUUUUUUUAAAAAAGUAACUGUUUCUGCACUGAUGAUGUUGUCAUGAUACUGCAAAGCUGUCAUCUCACUCGACUUACCCCGUAUUGUCAUUUGCAAUUCUGAAAAAUAAAAAAUUGAUAAUUUUGUUUGAAGGUUUUAAA
Anas platyrhynchos (mallard) is the source of this 1583-nucleotide messenger RNA. Its product is annotated as probable 2-ketogluconate reductase. The record is from RefSeq and is a predicted model, not a curated record. Gene Ontology annotation, cellular component: cytosol. Lineage: Eukaryota; Metazoa; Chordata; Aves; Anseriformes; Anatidae. Gene Ontology annotation, molecular function: NAD binding; hydroxypyruvate reductase [NAD(P)H] activity; glyoxylate reductase (NADPH) activity.